GAGCUUCCCGUCGUCGCUCACUCGACGCGCUCCCGCAUUUUACCUGUUAGCCAAGCCAAGCGACAGAGCAGAUGUUAUACAACUGUAACUGAACACAGUUAGUGAAUAUCUCAGUAUUUAACCCUGACGUUUACGGAAGGAAGUUAACUGAUCGAUAUCAACGAACAUAUUAUCAAACUUUAGGAACAGCAGAACAAGGAUAUCUGACAUUUGCCAGGAUGCACUUUUCCAGCUGUCUGUGUACCCUCCUCGUCGCGCUUGUCUACCAAGUGAGCGCUAUGGAUACUGUUAUCGGCCUGUAUGGAGAGACCGUUGAGGUGCCAUGCAACAAUGGAGCCCCCAAACCAAAGGACCUGUUCAUAACAAAAUGGAAAUACGACAAUGGAGACCUGCUGACCCAGCUGAAAGACCAGGAUGCCUCUGUCAUAGCCACUGACAAGUACAAAGACCGUGUCAGCAUGGCCGAAAACUCCAGCCUGCUGAUUGCUGCAGCAUCACUGAAGGACGAGAAGACUUUCACCUGCAUGGUGGUGGCUGGGGCUGACAUCUCAGAAUACCCUGUCAAACUCCUUAUCCACAAGGCUCCAACCGGAGUGGAGAUCACAGCCCUAGCCGCAGAGCUGGAGAUUGGCAAACCAACCCAGCUAGGGCAGUGCAGCGCCCCUGAUGCCAACCCAGCUGCCAACAUCACAUGGUUCAAGAACAAGAAACAUCUGGUGGCGGAUGGGAAAGGCAUUAUAAUCAGUUCCAAAGUGAAGGUGGACGAAGUCACUGGCCUCACCACCACUUCCUCCACUCUUCAGUACACAGCUGAGAAGGGAGACACAGAUGCUCUGUUCACCUGUGGGGCCCUGAACGCAUUGUCCUCCCCAGUCUCCUUCACUGUCACCUACCCCACAGAGAGGGUCAGUCUACAUGUCAUUUCUAAAGGGCCCCUUAUGGAAGGAGACAACGUGACUCUGAAGUGCAAGGCCGACGGGAACCCACUUCCCACCAGCUUCAACUUCCACAUUCAGAGAAAGGUGGUGAAGGUGGAGAACUCUGACUCCUACACUGUGACUGAUGUCACACGUGACAGCACAGGGGAAUACAAGUGUUCUAUCAUUGACAAUGCCAAGAUGGAAGACUCCAAGAACAUUACCAUCAAUUACCUGGAUAUGAGUUUGAGCCCCUCUGGGAAGGUCAUGAAGAGCACCGGCGAAAGCUUGGCUCUGAACCUGCAGACCGAUGCGUCUGGAGAACUCAGGGUGUCCUGGACUAAGGACAAUGGCAAACUAGACAAAAUCCCUAAGUUUGACAAGCUGACCUACUCUGAUUCUGGAAAGUAUGAGGUUGUGGUCACCAUGGGCGCUCUCAUCAAGAAAGCCUCUUUCGAGCUGGUCGUUGAAGGUAUUCCAGUCAUCCGGCGGUUGGCCAAGCAGCGUGGCGAGGACGGCCAGCACAAGGUACUGACCUGCGAGGCUGAGGGCUCCCCCAAACCCACUGUGGCCUGGAGCGUCAACGGCACCUCGGCUGAUGAAAGUCCCUACGUCAAUGGGAAGAUCUCACACAAGCUGACCAUUGUGCCUACAGUCAACCUGACCGUUGUCUGCACUGUGUCCAAUGAGCUUGGCCAGGACACCAGGGCUAUUAACGUGUCGACCUUAUUUGAGGAGGUGAGAAUGGAUAAACAAGGCUCAUCAGAUGACAGUGACACAACAAAGUUGGUGGUGGGAGUUAUUGUUGGUCUGCUCCUGGCCACUGUAGUUGUGGGUCUAGCAUACUGGCUGUACCUGAAGAAAUCCAAGCAAGGCAGCUGGAAGACUGGUGAGAAGGAGGAUGGAUCCACUGAGGAGAGCAAGAAACUUGAGGAGAAAAUAGAGGAGAAGCUGGAGGAAAACAGCCAGAAAGUUGAGGUGUAAAGAAAAGGAAUGUUUAAAGAAUGAGAGAAAAAAAAAGUGCGGAAGCGGCAACUAGAAGCUUUUGCUCACUUCUGUUAAAAUUUGAAAAGGGGGCAUUGAACUGGAUGAAGACCAUUUGGAUUUGGACUUAUCCACAAAACUUUAUUUCCUCUGAAUAUUGAAAGAAAAAAACUGUCUAAAUGAAAUGUGUUGUACAUAAGCCUAAAUUGUCUGCGCUAUGGAUAAAAUGUGUUAACUUUCCUUUGUAAUAGUUUUUGUUUCAAGUGUUGGUUAAGAAGGAUUUGGUCAAAUUGAGAAAAAUGCCAAUUGGAGUGCUUGGCUUGGAUUUAAUUAACGUUAUUGCUAUUACAUUUACAUUUAACAUUUAAGUCAUUUAGCAGACGCUCUUAUCCAGAGCGACUUACAAAUUGGAAAGUUCAUACAUAUUCAUCCUGGUCCCCCCGUGGGGAAUGAACCCACAACCCUGGCGUUGCAAGUGCCAUGCUCUACCAACUGAGCCACACGGGACCUAUUAGAAUAACUACUGGACCAGAUGCCUUUUCUGUAAGGAUGUGUGCAUUGACCUAUACCUCCCUGACCCUCAAUGCAUUAUAGAGGAUCUGAAGGUCUUCACCGCUGUUCCAUCUCAGUUCCAUAUCAUCAACACAACCAAACACCCAUUAACACAACCGAACGCAGUCAAUACAUUUUGUCAAUUUUUUAUGGAACAUACACUGCCAUUUUGUGUAGUCUCCAUUGGAAAAAUAAACUGUUGAAUAUUUUAAUGAAAGGGCUAAGGGAAGGGUAUAGGCUACAUAACUAGCUUUAGUUGUAACGUAAUAUGAGUUAAGCAUUAUACCAAGAUGCAUCACUUUGCAUUGCAGGAAGUAGAAGAUCUGUUGUACAAAUUAUUUCAUGACAUGUUACAUGGUUCCUGUUUGUUUUUUGUACAUUUUUGCCAUCAAAAGUAUCAGGAGAUAGAGUGAUGCUGUUAGAGUGAUGCAUGCAGAGUGAUGAGUGAUGCAUGCAGUACACUCUGACCAUCUGUUUGUGUAUCAGUGGGUUGUGUUUAGUUUGGACAUAACCACUACAUUACAGAAUAUGUCUUAUCUCAGUUGUAUUCAUAGUGUUAAAUUCUGUGCUUUUAUGUCAUUUUUUAUGUGUAAAGAGACAAGUUGUCCAGCAGUUGCAUACUUCACAACUUAGGUCAGGGUUAUGAGUAGCAUUUACUGAACCUGCAAAUAUAUCAGACCUAGAUGUAAAUGUGAUUUGUUUUGGUUAUUUUUAGCUAUUUAUAUUGUUCAAGAUUACAAGGUUAGCAUCUCUGUUAGUUAUAUUCAAUUAUUCUCACAAAUUUAACCACUUUUUAACCGCUUUAAAAUUUAACCGCUUUAAAGGUACUGAACAAUUGAUAGUAAUUUCUUGCAGUUAUUUGACAAUAAUAAUUAUAAUGUAAGCCUUCUGUGGAUUUUGAGCCUUCUGUAGAUUUCUAUGAGAUUUACCACAUAUCUCAUACUGUCAGCUUGCUGUUUGUGUCCUACGUUGUAGUUAAUGUGAAACCAACAAAUUGGAAAUAAGACCAAAGAGGGUAAAUAUUGCCAUGCAAGUAUUGUAAAUACUGGCUUUUGUUUUUGUACUUUUGUUUAAAAUAAAGUGUAGCCUACAUUUUGAA
This is a messenger RNA of Salvelinus namaycush (lake trout), 3552 nucleotides long. RefSeq names its product CD166 antigen homolog. The coding region runs from base 219 to 1901 and encodes 560 amino acids. Gene Ontology annotation, biological process: cell adhesion. Gene Ontology annotation, cellular component: plasma membrane. NCBI's taxonomy places the organism in Eukaryota, Metazoa, Chordata, Actinopteri, Salmoniformes, Salmonidae. The transcript has 16 exons. The record is from RefSeq and is a predicted model, not a curated record.